AUGCUCGAAAGUUUGCUCAAGCGGGGCGUGGAUCCCAAUCUUAGCUUCCACAGUGCUCAUGUAGCAGCUCUAGAACGGAGAAAAGGGACCGAGACUGAAGACAAAGACCAACUGCUGCGAUCCGGUCGUGACAUCUGUGAGAUCACAUCCCUUGCCGAAGGGGACGGAGACAAAAUGCCUGCACUUGUACGUGUCGCCCUCACGCCAGAUGCAUCUACACGCUUCCACGCGAUAGCGCUUUUGCUUCGGUACGGCGCGAAGUUGUCGACUGCUGACGGGAGAGGAAACACGCUGCUCAUGCACCUUGCCGCGCGGAACCUGGUUGCGGAGACACGGCUCGCUCUGGGCUUGAUUCGUUACAUUCCAGAACCGAGAGACGUCGUAACACCGCUGGAUUAA
This is a messenger RNA of Phytophthora sojae, 399 nucleotides long. RefSeq lists its product as hypothetical. The transcript is spliced from 2 exons. NCBI's taxonomy places the organism in Eukaryota, Oomycota, Peronosporomycetes, Peronosporales, Peronosporaceae. Bases 1 to 399 code for a protein of 132 amino acids. The record is from RefSeq and is a predicted model, not a curated record.